AUGCUGCUUGAUUUAAAAAUGAGGGAUGCUGGAGUAGAAGAGCGAAAGCAAACAAUUGCGGAAGAAAGGGCCAGAAGAAUAGAAGAGAAGGCUGCUAAAGAACAUGCAGCCGAAGAGAGACGUAAAUUUGCAGAGCUGGUAAGUGAGUAA
This is a messenger RNA of Angiostrongylus costaricensis, 150 nucleotides long. The record is from the annotation of a GenBank genome assembly. NCBI's taxonomy places the organism in Eukaryota, Metazoa, Nematoda, Chromadorea, Rhabditida, Metastrongylidae.